This is a messenger RNA of Fusarium graminearum PH-1, 620 nucleotides long. RefSeq lists its product as uncharacterized. The transcript is spliced from 2 exons. The record is from RefSeq and is a predicted model, not a curated record. Bases 137 to 496 code for a protein of 119 amino acids. NCBI's taxonomy places the organism in Eukaryota, Fungi, Ascomycota, Sordariomycetes, Hypocreales, Nectriaceae.
CUGGCCGACAUGGGUACCCCAGCCACUAUCACGGCACACCUAAUGGUGAUCAUCGAACCACCGGCACUCGAAACGUGUGAUAUCAACAACCAAAGGGGAAAUUCACAACAGAUUGCGUUUCGAUGUUUAUUAUAUAAUGUCCGACUAUUUCCCAGUUUUUGAUGAAUAUCAUUCACAAUCAAGACACCAACGACAUCAAUCACUGCCAUACAACUACUCUCACCAACUCACCAACUCAUCAACCCACCAACGCAACCACUCUAUCAAAAUCAACCACUGCAAAACAACCAAAAUGGUUCCUGCUGCUGCUUACUCUCAGGUCGGCCCCAAGGUCCUCCCCAUCAUCUUGACCGUUGGAGGCGCCACCGUUGCAAGCCGAUCUGUCAUCAAGACAAACCAAUAUCGAGAGCCCGUCCGAGCAAAGACAUUCCAAAACACUUCUCCUCAACCUCGAUCUCAAUACUUUGAAAAAGUCCUAGAAUCAAUCUUUGCAUAGAAUCUUGGGAAGAUAAAGGAUAACGAAUUAUGAUGGGCGGCGUAUAUAUGCUUUUGGAGUACCUGUGGUUACUUGAGUCUGCUUUUAUGAAUAAAUUCAUUCAAUAAAUCAUCGUAUCUCUUCA